Alexandromys fortis (reed vole) is the source of this 3490-nucleotide messenger RNA. RefSeq names its product inositol hexakisphosphate and diphosphoinositol-pentakisphosphate kinase 1-like. Bases 34 to 2523 code for a protein of 829 amino acids. The transcript has 14 exons. Gene Ontology annotation, cellular component: cytosol. The record is from RefSeq and is a predicted model, not a curated record. Gene Ontology annotation, biological process: inositol metabolic process; inositol phosphate biosynthetic process. Lineage: Eukaryota; Metazoa; Chordata; Mammalia; Rodentia; Cricetidae. Gene Ontology annotation, molecular function: diphosphoinositol pentakisphosphate kinase activity; 5-diphosphoinositol pentakisphosphate 1-kinase activity; inositol hexakisphosphate kinase activity.
GCUCCCACUGGAAGCACUUCUCUCCUCAACUCCAUGUCUAUCAUCCAGAAUCCUGUCAAAGUCUGUAAUCAGGUGUUUUCCCUGAUUGAAAACCUAACCCACCAGAUUCGGGAACGGAUGCAGGACCCCAGCUCUGUAGACCUGCAGCUCUACCACAGUGAGACACUAGAGCUAAUGCUGCAGCGUUGGAGCAAACUAGAGCGCGACUUCCGGCACAAGAGCGGGCGCUAUGACAUCAGCAAGAUCCCUGAUAUCUAUGACUGCGUCAAGUACGAUGUACAACAUAACGGGAGUCUGGGCCUCCAGGGCACAGCCGAGUUGCUGCAUCUUUCAAAAGCUCUGGCCGAUGUGGUCAUUCCCCAGGAGUAUGGAAUCAGUCGGGAGGAGAAAAUGGAAAUUGCUGUGGGCUUCUGUCUUCCCCUUCUGCGGAAAAUCCUGCUUGACCUACAGAGAACCCACGAGGAUGAGUCUGUCAACAAGCUGCAUCCCCUGUACUCCCGUGGAGUGCUCUCUCCAGGGCGCCAUGUUCGAACACGUCUGUAUUUCACCAGUGAAAGUCACGUUCACUCCCUACUCAGUGUCUUCCGUUAUGGGGGACUUCUUGACGAGACCCAGGAUGCACAAUGGCAGCGAGCUUUGGCUUAUCUUAGUGCCAUCUCAGAGCUCAACUACAUGACCCAGAUUGUUAUCAUGCUUUAUGAGGACAACACACGGGACCCAUUGUCGGAGGAGCGGUUCCAUGUGGAGCUCCACUUCAGCCCUGGGGUGAAAGGUAUUGAAGAGGGCAGUGCUCCAGCUGGCUGUGGAUUCCGCCCAGCUUCUUCAGAGAAUGAGGAGAUGAAAGCAGAUCAAGGCAGCAUAGAGAACCUGUGCCCAGGGAAGACCUCAGACGAACCAGACCGAGCAUUGCAGACCUCUCCCCUACCUGUCGAGGGCACUGGCCUCCCAAGGAGGUCACCCCUCAUUCGGAAUCGAAAAGCUGGCUCCAUGGAGGUCAUGAACAUGCAGUGCACGGGGAACCUGGACCUGAUCCCCUUGAGGGGACGGCGCCGCAGGAGGUCAGGAGACCUCCCCCGGCUUUCCCCAGCCAUCGGCCUACAGCCCCGGGCUGUGUCCACCACUCACCUGGCUUCCUGCACACAGGUGCUGUCUGAGACUUCAUCUUCAAGGCCCGGUGGCUACCGGCUGUUUUCAUCUUCGCGUCCCCCAACAGAGAUGAAGCAGAGUGGCCUAGGCUCACAGUGCACAGGGCUGUUCAGCACCACAGUGCUGGGCGGCUCCUCCAGCGCUCCGAAUCUUCAGGACUACGCCCGCAGCCAUGGCAAAAAACUCCCGCCUGCCAGUCUAAAGCACCGAGAUGAGCUCUUGUUUGUCCCGGCCGUAAAACGAUUUUCUGUGUCGUUUGCAAAGCAUCCGACUAACGGAUUUGAAGGGUGCUCCAUGGUCCCUACCAUCUACCCCCUGGAAACACUACACAAUGCCCUUUCCCUGCGUCAAGUGAGUGAGUUCUUGACUAAAGUCUGCCAGCGCCACACUGAUGCCCAUGCACAGGCAUCUGCAGCCCUCUUUGAGUCUUUGCACAACCCGGCCUCAGACAGCCCGUUUUCCCCACCCCGGACUCUUCACUCCCCAACGCUGCAGCUCCGGCAUCGCUCUGAAAAGCCACCUUGGUACAGCAGUGGUCCUUCCAGCACCGUGUCCAGUGCUGGCCCUUCCUCUCCUACUGCAGCGGAUGGAAACUCACAUUUUGGCUUCAGUGAUCAGUCCUCUGUAAAUACACAUAUGACUGAAGAAAGCCAAGGCCUUGGGCUGCUCCAGGAGCCUCCUGGAGACAGAACACAAGAAUUCCCCGUAGAAAGACCCCAAGAGCUUGUGGAGCCCGAUCAGCCUCCUCAGGAGUCACCUGUGGAAACCAGCCCUCUAGGAGGCCAGGAUGUUGCUGAGGUCAGCCAGGUAUGCCAGGAGGUCCCAGAUGCCACCCAGACACGCUCUAACAUCCUUGAAGAGGUCCCUGACAUCAGCCAGCUGUUGCUGAAGAGCCAUGAUACUGCCCCCAGCACAUGCCAACCAUGGCAGGCCAGCCAACUGUCUCACAAGGCUUAUGAGGAAGUCGGCCAGCUUUGUCAAGACAACCCUGAGGAGAGUAACCAGCUGCGCCAGGAGGUCCCUGUGGAGCUGGGCAGGAUGGCCCAUGGAGGCCCUGUAAGCAUUGGUAGCAUGGUCCAGGAAACAGUUAAGGAAGUUGGCAGGCCAACCCAAGAGAUCCCUGAAGAGAUCGGCCCGCCAUACCAGGAAGUCUCUGUGGAGGUUGGCAUACUGGCUCAGGAAGUCCCUGCCAUCAUCGAGUUGUCUCAAGACAUUCCUGAGGCUGACAGACCAUCCCAAGAGCUCACUGAAGAGACUGAUCAGGACUCCAGGGAGGAUCUCCCCCAAGGCCAGGGUCCGUCUAGUGAUGUAAACACUGAAAGUCAGUCUGUGGCCCGUGACCAGCACUCAUCCCUUCCUCCAGCAACGUGUAAUUAGUGGCUUUCCCACUGGUGUCGUCCUCCACCAGCCAUCUGAGCCAGUAGCCUUUCUGUUGGCUGACACACCAGCCAGAGCAAGGCCUGGGCUCACAUCAGGGAUGUCUGAGGAAGCAGGUCUUCUGGCAUAAAACCUAUGCCUAACAGGAGCUAAUCUAUGUUCAAAGCAGCUAUUAGCUCUUCACUAGCUGUGGGGUAGGAAAUUGUAGAUUGUUCAAGGAAAUGCCACUUAACUGUUGAUACUGUUGAGGGGACAGCAAAUGUACAAUGGAAGGCAAAAGGCUUUCUGUUUGUUGAAGGAAAUAUUCACAGCUUCUUAAGGUACCCUCAGACCAUAUGUGCAUUCAAGGAAGCUCUUAUCUUCACUGUCACAGGCAGGCCCAGGGCAGCUGCCCGAAAUGUCUGCCGAAUAGAGUUGCCUUCUCGCAAACAUCUGUCAUGGCCACUCAUGGCUUAGAACGGGCUCAUGGGUGUUUCUGUAUAAUUGCCAAGUGCUCCCUCUGCCCUAGUCCUGCUCCUCUGGACAGUGACUCUAGAGAAAAGUAGAUAUUAGAUUGCCAUGCGACUUCAGGGUGACUACCUGCUCUGGGAGAUUUGGAUCAGUCUAUGAAGCUAGGCCUCCUUUUGUUGUGAGGCUGUUGGGUUUAGAAGAUGCUAUAGUAGAGAGAAUAAGUUCUAUUUUAAGCAAUUAGCAGAGAUCAAUGAUGUACAGACAUGAGCAAAGAUUUAAUAUAUAUAUAUAUAUAAACAUAUAUUUCUGUAGUUUGCCAGGGACAGACUGGCCAAAGAUCAAACACUCCAGGGUCCCCAAGUCAUUUGUCCUUAUAUCAUGUGUCUUUAGGACCAUAUAUGAUUAUGAAGCUUUUCCCAAAGAUUUAGGGGUAUGAGUGGGCGUGGAUAAUGCAGUCAUUGGAGUCAGGGGCUGGGACAUAACGAGUGCUCAAUAAAUACGAGAUAAUGAGAACACG